This is a messenger RNA of Durotheca rogersii, 3631 nucleotides long. RefSeq names its product nuclear pore protein 84/107. The transcript is spliced from 4 exons. Gene Ontology annotation, cellular component: nuclear pore; nuclear pore outer ring. Gene Ontology annotation, molecular function: structural constituent of nuclear pore. Lineage: Eukaryota; Fungi; Ascomycota; Sordariomycetes; Xylariales; Xylariaceae. Gene Ontology annotation, biological process: post-transcriptional tethering of RNA polymerase II gene DNA at nuclear periphery; mRNA export from nucleus; regulation of DNA-templated transcription. The record is from RefSeq and is a predicted model, not a curated record. The coding region runs from base 321 to 3200 and encodes 959 amino acids.
UGAUUUAUCCAACCUCGAGAGCUCGCAUCGGCAGCUCCCAUCAUCAAAGAAAACAAGUACAAUACAUCAACCACCUCUCAGCACCUCGACGCCCACAUCCACACCGGCAUACCCAUUUCGCCAUCUCGCAAGAUAGCCAGUGCCGCAAACUGUAGCCAGCCACUCCGCGAUCUUGUCGCUACCGCCCUUUCGUUGCGUUCGUACAAGUACCAGCGAGUCGGAGGAUGCUGGCUUCCGACCAGCUCCUCCUCAGUCGACGAUAGUAGCAACAAACCCUUGCACCAACUGUCACCCCUCGAUCCCCGCCGACACCCGACACGAUGCCGCCGCAGAGGUCCCAGAACGUUUCCGGGCUGCAGUUUGGCAUGCCGCCGGCUUCUCCCGACUCGAUUGGGCAAAGUACACCACCGCUGCCAUCUGUUGAAUCCGACGAGUCGUUUCGGACUGACUCUGACGCUCCCACAGUGCCCUACGACGACGUUGAGGAAGAGUUCUUGCGCGAUGCUGAGGAGUUCGCUAGAGGCCUCGAUUCCUUGACCUUCGCUAGGACCGCCCCUGCCGAUAAACGCGCCGAAAUAUUCAGGCUCGUGGAUACGUAUUACCGGUAUGCCGCCAACAAAGUCCACGCUCUGCGCGAGUCUAGAGUGCAGCAGUCCAAGACCGCUCUUCGCCGCUUAGAUGAGGCGUCGAGCCAGGACUCGAUGGACCUUGACGAUGUAGACAACCGGCCGGAGUCGCCAGCCGAAACCGAGAAGCUGAAGAGUUGGGAGCUAGAGGCCCAAACUUGGGACCUGCUACGGCGCCUCCUACCGUUGCGAUACCCGAACACCAAGGACGCCUUCGAGCCGACGCACCACGGCCUGUCGAGGCUUCAGUCAUGCUCGGAACUGUGGGGCGACUUCUUACGGGCGGACCCCACAGCGCGGGAACGCAAAGCCAUUCUCGAAUGCCUGCAGACGAGCGCCGACGAAUCGCGCGUGGACAUCGACGAAUUGGUCCGAGAUUACCAGCAACGCGCAGAAAGGGGUGAUAUAAUUGCCUACGGGUGGCUCCACACACGUUCUGCCAUUAAAAUGCAGAAGAAGGUUAACGGCUGGUCCGGCGCACUAGAUCCCAACGCCUCCGACGUUAGCCAAAUCCUUCGAAAUGGAUCGAACCCUCUAGUCACCCAGCUCGACCCCGAUGUGGCGACGAGGCAGGGCCGGAAACUGCUGCCAGAAGACGAGUACUUCGAAAGAGCUAUCUGGCUCGGGUGCUACGAAUUGUUGCGGAGGGGGCGAAGUAUGGCCGAGAUUCGAGAUUGGUGUAUCGAGAGGACGGAAGUCUGGAGAGCCGUCAGCAUGUCGGCCAUGCCGCUGUCCAAAGACGGGAGUGGAGACAGUUUCAAGUGCGGCCCUCUCUCCAUGCUCCUCUGGCGACGUACCUGUUUUGCGUUGGCGCGGCAGGGCGGCACCGACGACUUCGAGCGCGCCGUCUACGGUAUACUCUCUGGCGACAUUCCCAGCGUCGAGAAGAUCUGCGAGGACUGGGACGACUUCGUCUACGCUCAUUUCAACGCCCUGCUACGAACGCAGUUCGAUGCUUACUUAACGAAGCGAUCGCCGCCGGAUGCAACCGCUGCUAUCACGCAAACCUUGCCCGCUUUCAACGCUGUCCAGUUCCACGGUGACGCCGCUUCGGUUGGGGAACGUCUGGUCAAAUCCCUGGAAACGAAUCCCAAGACAUCAGCAGAAGCGAGAACGCCUAUGAAAACCCUUCAAGCAGCCAUCAUCUCCAACGGCCUCGAUCAGUACGCAUACGAACUUGGCCUGGCCCUCAGGAAGUCGGCAAACUCCGGGGACACUUCGGUAUUGAUACCGAGCUCCGGGCAACCUGACGGGCACAUCGACGAAGACCAGUUUAUCAAGCUUACCGAUCAUAAUAGUUUGCGUAUCCUAGUGCACGUCUAUCUGAUCCUGUCAAGCUUGGAAGGGCUCGAAAACGGGGCUCACCUACAGACCGGGGAGCGUCGCGAAGUCCAGGAGAGCGUGAUCUCGGCCUACGUCAGUACGCUUCGGCUGACCGGCCUUACGGAUCUAAUGCCGCUGUACUGCCAUCAGCUGCAGGGAGAGAAGGCUCUCUUCACGCUCAGCCGGAAUGUGACCGGUGUGACCAACCAAGAGGACCGAGAGAUCCUGCUGAGGCUCAUGGAGAAGCUCGGCAUGGACAUUGCGGAAUUCGUCCAAUUCCAACCACGCUCUCUUCUGCAGCGGCACCCCGACACCGAGGAGCGCAUAUCACCGCUUGGCAGAUUGUCCAUCUUAUCAGCCGACCCGUCUACUCUGAAAUACGGUCGGCCCCUAAAACCCGAUUUCUUCGGGGAAAUUCCGGAGAAGCUCAACCCUACUGACGAAGAACUCAUCCAGUCUCUGGAAUGGUUCCUCCUCAUCGACGGCCUCUGGCACGAAAUGUUCCAAGCCGGGGCCGCCAUCUAUAAGCGAUUCCUCAAGCAAUUCAAUUUGCAUGCUGCACGUGCCUUGUCCGAACGAGUCCGUUGCUCGGAGAUAUUCAUCAAAAAGGCGGGCAUUUCUGUGCCCGACGAUUCAGACGUGGCAUGGUUCGGGGAAAUCCGCGCGAACGCUGCGGCUGGCUUGCUGGAGGACAAUGGACUCGGUGACGAAGAGGUCGCGGCAGCGCAGAAUUUCUUCGAGAUGGAGUGCCUGAUUCGGGCGCUAGAUGCGAUGGAGACCAUCGCAUCCAGCGAAUUCCUGGCCCAAGACCCGGGAGAAGCGGUAGUACGGGAUUUCUGGUCUAAUCUAGGCCGCGAGGUGAAGGUGGUGAAGAGCCUAAUGGGUCCCAUCCUAGGUCAUUGGCUGCUGGAGAGUGCCGAGGGCGACGUCGAAGACUUUACCUACCUUCGAGAUGCGUAUCUGCCUGAGACAAUCAUAGGAUAUGUGAGCGUGCUGCACUUCGCGGGAACGACACUGACUCGAGACAACCUUCUCGAAUGUAUGGAGCUCGCUUCCGUAAUCGCCAAAAAGGACUCGGAUGUGGCGCCGGUGCUCAUGAGAUCGGGGCGAAUGAAGGAGCUCGUCGAAGGCUUCGCGAACUGCAGCAAAGCGCUCGCAGUAAAUAGCAACGACAAGAAGGGCCCCGGCGGUAGCAGCAAGAGGAUGCGGGAGAUGGGGUGGACGAGAGAGUUGUGGUCGGUAAAAAAAUGAGAGAAAAAUAAGGGGAGGAAGGGAUUUAUUUUUUUAGAGGCCCCCCCCCUAGGUGGGUUUCUGAAGCGGCACAUCUAAGACUCUUGAGUCCGCUGGCGUUAGAGGCUCUCGGGGAAUCAGACGACAACAUCGGUGACGGCUGUCGGACUAGGCACGAGGGCGUUACAAGGUCAUGUAAUAGUGCGUCCGCAGUGUAUAGCAGGGCCAAGCUAGGCUAGUGGACUAAACAGCAUCGAGAAACGUUUUGCUACUGCCUCGCGAUAGGAUUUUGCCGAUCCGUGAAAAGAGGAGUGAGUUCAUACGCCCCGUAGACUUCAUCAGGGGAAAAGGGGUCUGUUUUGCCCCUAUUGAACCUAGCUAAAGUGGGGGAGGUUGAUAAGAUAAGACGAGCAAUAGGAUGAAAUGGGCUAGGUGAAUGCCUAAUUAGGCAC